AUGGACAAAGCGCUCUCGCUCCCAGAAAUACGACUCCAGAUAUGCUCUCAGGUUGCCUCACAAGAUACCCUCGCCAAUCUCGCCCGAACGUCGACCUUGUUCCGGGAUCCCGCGUUGGACUGGCUCUGGUCAGGUUCGGAACUUACGCACACGUCAAUAUCCCACAUCCGCCAUGUUAUCGACCCCGACGCUAUCAUAGAAGGUAAAGAAUACCCGCAAUAUGGAAUGAUUGUGGACUUGAAUCUCAACCCCGAAGAUUGGGAUCGCAUCCUCUUCUAUACAAAACGCAUCGUAUUUAUGUCGAUAGACCCCAAGACCUACACGGAACCCCGCUUACGUCACCCAGCGCUCUUGAAGCUGUUGUCGUCUCCAUCGAGCCUUGAUACGGCAUUCCCAAGGCUCCGACACAUCAUCGCAGGCAAGACUAACAGAACCGAGGAUCUUCGCGCAUCAACCCUCUUCUUUUCUUCUCGACUUCUCUCCGUUGACAUCAUCUGCAACCCAGACAAUGGGCUGAUGGUCAGGGAUGCUCUUCUAGAGCGGUGCCCAUCUCUGCAGCGCCUGAGCGUGCUAGAUGAGCACCAGGCUUCCGAUCUGCCUGCCUCUAUGACGUUGAUAUCCUCCACAGUCGUCCGUCUUCAUAUGCUCUCGGCGCUACUAUGCUACAAUCUCAGCUGGCAAGCUCUUUCGGAUAUCUCUCGUUCAUCGCAUCUCCGCCAUCUCGUUCUCGCCAACCAGGACUGGAACGAAACCAAGAAGAGCUCACCCGUUCCUAAACCCGCAACCCUUCCGUUUCCGUGUCUUCAAACCCUGGAACUAAGCCCUCCUAAUGCAGAAUCUGCCGUAGAGCUACUGCGUAGACUUGAAGUUAUUCCUCGCAUGGUCAAGAUAUUUGGUUUGGAGCUGUCCAUCACCGUCGAUGAGAUGCAAGAAAUGUUCAUCAUCCUGUCUCAGGCCCCCAGGACCUACCUAGAAGAGCUGAUUAUAGACGCUAAGCACUCUCAAACGGACGCGAGAGGCAUAAUCACGAUGGAUACACUUAGGCCGCUCUUGCGCCAUGGCCAACUUUGCCACCUUUCCGUCGACGUUCCCCACUCUAUAUCGCUCUCGCCGGAAGACGUCCGGGAGCUCGGUCAGGCCUUCCCACGUCUUGAUACGAUCCGCUUUGAUUCGUCCUCCGACUCUUCAAUGUUAUUGGACUGUGUCCUGGCGCUGUCCUGCGAGUGUCCCAGACUGGCUGACAUUACUUUUCCUCUCGAUUUCUCUGUCCAAACCACGCCAUCCACAUACUCGAAUUCACCGGAUAAACCUUCACGCCUUCAACGCGCCCAUCUCUUCAUGGCAGGCGGGGCGGAUGUCGGGAUGCUCGCUCAAACGGUUACAGCACACUUUCCGUUCUUAACGACACUCAUUGUGGACGAAGGAAUGCGUUACAGAAACGAUGUGGGCGAGGAUUACAAAGUAGUAACAAGAGCCUGCGUUGCGCCCCUUCUGCAGCUCAGCGGGCUUCGAGUCCUGUCGCUUAAUCUCGAAGGAGUUUUCAAACUCACAGAUACCGAUGUUAUACAGGUAGCCGAAGCGCUCCCGCGCCUCAAUCGUCUAGAUAUUGGCGGUUGGUCGUCUGACUCGUCCAGCCUCGGGGUCGCCUUCGACACAGUGAUUGCAGUGACAGAUCUCUGUCCAGACUUAUCUGAACUUACAAUUUACGUUGACACCACCGACGCCUUCAGCAGGUCUACUCUCGAGCAGCGUCUUGAGGCUCGGCAGGGCCGCCGAAACCAGAUUUUAACGAAGCUCAACGUGCUACACACGAGAGUCAAGGGCAAGAUCCUCGGCGAUUUUGUUAUCCUCCUGGCGGUCGUCUACAAGAAUCUCGGCACCAUAUCUGUUGGCACAUCCGUCUACUUACGUCCAGCGUUCUUUCUCGUGGAUGAACUACUCAAGGAGAUUCGGAGGGUGGAUUCGAAGUAUGAAGAGAUAGGUGUGCAGGACAUUGAUUGGCUGCGUGGGAUGCUGGAGCCCAUCAUCGAAAAGCAGAAGAGGCCCCGUGUAGACUUCAAUUUCCCAGAUUUGAAGAUAGACCCUACCGAGUAUGAAUCAGAUUGAUAAGAACGUUGACAUACCCAUACCUUCGUCUAUCUACUUAUGCACCAAAAUGUACGACUACUUCUAGCGCGUCUGUGCACAUCUACC
Coniophora puteana RWD-64-598 SS2 is the source of this 2193-nucleotide messenger RNA. RefSeq lists its product as uncharacterized. Lineage: Eukaryota; Fungi; Basidiomycota; Agaricomycetes; Boletales; Coniophoraceae. The transcript has 2 exons. Bases 1 to 2106 code for a protein of 701 amino acids. The record is from RefSeq and is a predicted model, not a curated record.